AUGUUAACAUCUGAUGAUAAAAAACGACGUGUUCAAUGGGCUAAACAGCAUAAAAAUGAUAAUUUUACACGUACAAUAUUUGCAGACGAAGCUUCAUUUCAACUUUUCCGUAACGCUAUUCGUCGUUGGACAAAACAUCCAAAUACUGAAUUUAAACGUAUACCUAAAAAUCGUCAAAAAGUUCAUGAUAAUGAUCCGAAACACGCCAGCAACAUUACCAAACAAUUCAUCAACGCUAAUGUACCACAAUUAUUAGAGUGGCCAUCUAAUAGUCCAGACGUUAAUCCCAUAGAAAAUAUUUGA
Messenger RNA from Rotaria sp. Silwood1, 303 nucleotides. The record is from the annotation of a GenBank genome assembly. Lineage: Eukaryota; Metazoa; Rotifera; Eurotatoria; Philodinida; Philodinidae.